Messenger RNA from Lepus europaeus (European hare), 1535 nucleotides. It is a transcript of the gene CDKN2C, whose product is annotated as cyclin dependent kinase inhibitor 2C. The record is from RefSeq and is a predicted model, not a curated record. Bases 450 to 956 code for a protein of 168 amino acids. Gene Ontology annotation, cellular component: nucleus. Gene Ontology annotation, biological process: negative regulation of cell population proliferation; regulation of cyclin-dependent protein serine/threonine kinase activity. NCBI's taxonomy places the organism in Eukaryota, Metazoa, Chordata, Mammalia, Lagomorpha, Leporidae. Gene Ontology annotation, molecular function: cyclin-dependent protein serine/threonine kinase inhibitor activity; protein kinase binding. The transcript is spliced from 2 exons.
CCCCCCUCGCCGUGUCUUCUCUUCCGUGGUAUUUUCUGCCCUGAUCCAGUCCCUUAAGUCUCCGCGCACGUUCCUCCUAGAGAGCUGCGGCGUAGGUACGUGACAGCUCUGCCUACAGCUUAACGUCCAGAGCAAUUAACCAGGAAUGUACGUUUGUCUGCGUGUCUCUGUUCAAUCACCAGAAUUCUUCAUAGGGGUUAAGCUGAAAAAGCAAGGCGAGGAGCCCCUCUCCAAUGGCUCAGUUUUGCUGAAUAAUCACGUGUGAAUCGAGGGGCGGGCUUUUGGCAGGCAGAUCUUACUAGUAUUUACUACCAAGCUCUACUCCAGAUUAACCAUCCCAGUCCUUCUGUCAGUCUCCGAUGCCAUCAUGCAGCCUGAUUAGGAGCAAAGGAAAGGGGAAAAAGGAAAACAACUAAUUCAUCUUUUCCCGAUCGUCAGGACCCUAAAGAAUGGCCGAGCCUUGGGGGAACGAGUUGGCGUCCGCAGCUGCCAGGGGGGACCUAGAGCAACUAACUAGUUUGUUGCAAAGUAAUGUAAACGUCAAUGCACAAAAUGGAUUUGGAAGGACUGCGCUGCAGGUUAUGAAACUUGGAAAUCCCGAGAUUGCCAGGAGACUACUACUUAGAGGCGCUAAUCCCGAUUUGAAAGACCGAACUGGUUUCGCUGUCAUUCACGAUGCAGCCAGAGCAGGUUUCCUGGACACUUUACAGACUUUGCUGGAGUUUCAAGCCGAUGUUAACAUCGAGGAUAAUGAAGGGAACUUGCCCUUGCACUUGGCUGCCAAAGAAGGUCACCUUCCGGUGGUGGAGUUCCUUGUGAAGCACACGGCCAGCAAUGUGGGGCAUCGGAACCACGAGGGGGACACCGCCUGCGACUUGGCCAGGCUCUACGGGAAGAACGAGGUCGUUAGCUUGAUGGAGGCAAAUGGGGCGGGGGGAUCUGAAAAUCUGCAGUGAAUGUAGGGAGGGCUGUCCCAGGUUGCCUCUACUUUGUCAGUCAGUUGGUUGGCUGUGCUGUUUUAAUACCGUUUGUUAAAAUACGGCUUUGUCAUAUUUUAAGCAGCUAGUUAAAUGAAACUACGUAAGUGGAAAUCUUUAAGCAACAUCUUUUUCACCUGCAAAAUCCUGAAGUCUAAUGUGUAAUUGCAAAUAGCUUUGGCUUUCUUCUGAAUAUUUUAUCUUUCUUUGAUUUUUUUCCCCCUUGCUCUACCCUUUGCCAAUCUCAAUACCCAGCUUGGAGACUGUUUUUAAAAUGGUUUGUCCUGAUGCUUCUUUUACCUAAUUAAAACACUUUUUCAGAACAGGACAGUGUUUUGCUGUGAUUUUCACUCCUCUAUACCCACACAUAACUUGCCAUUUGCUAAGGAGCACUGUACUGAAAGUUGAUAUUUUAAGUCUGAACAUUAGAAAGUAGGCCAAUUGGAAAAUUAGAUAUGUGCUCUUUAUCAGUUAUUCCUUUCUUGUCUCCUCAACUGCCCCCUCACAGGGAUUUUAUUUGGUGCUAGUUUUAAAAGAAAAUGCCACCUUGAAAAUUCU